AGCGGAGGAGACAGCAUGACUAAGCACAGCUGCGGCCCUGGCGCCAAGAAAUGACGUCCCGGGAAAGUCGAUUUUGGAUUUCCGCCGCCCAAUCUCCGCCUGGCCUCCGCCCGCUGCGCUUCUCCCGGGAACUUCGCUGGCUUCAAUUCUCCCGCGGUGGAAUGAUAUCAUUUGUCCGCUCCUCUCUGUCUUGUGCCUUGUUUAUCUGCCAUUUCCUCACACCAUGACUUUGUAUGCUAUGCAAUGUUCCUCUUGAUUAAGCUGGCAAAAAAGAUAAAGAGCGCCAAAACUCGAAACCUAGCAGCUACUAGCCUAGACCUCCCCAUCUGGCCAGCCCUUUUUCCUUUCCGCCAUCAUACAAUUUGCGACGACGGGAGUUACUAUCUACAAUACUUUUGGGUGGCUGCUCGUUUUUCCGGUCCCUAAAGACCCCCGGCGCAACUCGUCCAAUAAUUUAAGACCGCAAUAGACGGGCGCCGGCCUCCCGUCUUCGAUAGUAUUUUUAUAGGAGUUGGAUUGGGAGCAUACAUCUUUACCCGCCAAAAGUUGGCCAAUCCUCGAGCCCUUUCCUGUUAACGGCGUUUCUACACCAUCCGCGUUACCGCCGGCUUAUUUCCUCCCCCACACGAACUUAUACGAAUGCCAACACCCCCAACUCACCCAAACAUAUAUACACAUACGUAUAUACAACUCACAUAAUGUCCACCACAACCCUCUCCACAACGGCACCAUCAACCUCAAACCAACAACCCGCCUCCCCCCCAGAAUCCACCGACCCCACCACUGUCCUCCUCACCUACCUCUCUUCCCCGUCCUCCACAACCACCGUCCUCGACGACCUCCACGCCUCCCUCCUCAGCUCCCUCCAGCGUUGCGGCUGGACAGAACAGGUGCGCGGGCUCGCACUUGACCUUCUCCGCGGCGGACACUGUGACCGCUUCGAAGAAGUCGUCGACACUGUCGUUGCGCUUGCGACGGGUGGUGAUGAUGUGACACCGUCGUCGUUAGCGAUAGCGAGGGGCCGGAAACGGAAGAGGAGGUCACAGAUGAUGAUGCGGGCAAGAUUGAAGAGGGCGAAGAUUGAGGAGGGGGAUGGUGGUGUGAUUCAAGAGAAUGGAGAGGUUGGGAAGGGGCCUGGGCAUGGGCAGAGUGACGACGAUGCUGACGCUGACGCGGAUGCUGAUGGUGCCGAUUAUGGUGAUGGUGGUAAUACUGAGGAGGACUAUUCUGGAAACGGAACUUUGGAUGAGUUUCCGGAUAUUCGCAUCCCGCAGGCGGCUGUUGCGGAGGGUGUUAAGAUGCUACAUGAAGCUCUAGAAGGGGUGUUUGUGGUGGAAGGAGGUGGGGCAGCGGAGUCAACUUGUUCGAAUAUCACCACCACCGGUGAAACUGACAGUAACAAGGGCCAGCACCACCACCACCAGCAGCAGCAGGAUAACCACAAAAAUAAAUCAGGACCAACAUCGAUAACGAAUGGUGUUGCUAACACCAAUGGCGUCGCCACACUCCCGAAAAAGCCGCCCGUUUCCUUAUCAUCCUCAUCCUCGCUAUCUUCCUUAAAAACAACCAGCACCACCAGCAGCAGCAGCACUAGUAGCAAGAGUACUACUAAACUCAAGUCUGCGGCCAAGGGAAAACUGCAGGAAAAUGGGGAUGGAAGAGCGGCGAAGAAGACGAAGAAAGGGUGAGAGAUAUAAAGAUUCUCGGGGCAGAAUCGCUCGCCUUGGUGGGGAAGCAAUAUUCCCUCUACAUACCUAGGUACUUGAACAACACCCAACAACAUCUCCUCCUCUCCCUCUUUUGUAUUCCCCCAAUACUUGCUCCUCUAGCCUUAUUAUCCUUACCUCCUUACCAUACCCUACCUACUCCAACCGCUCGUGCAUAUCCCGCUUUAAAAAUCCAUGCACCUCAGCUUGGAACGGAACGGAGCUAAACAUCGGAUGAAAAGGAAAUGGCUUUACUCUCAAGAAACAAUACAUCCCCAUGUCCUAGCCAUCCUCUCCCUCCAAGCCCGGUCCCCGUCUUGUUUUUCUUCCUAUUCCGUUUUUCCCUCUCUAUCCAUUUUAUAGACGACACUUUUGUCAUGCCAUACACACGAAACACAGUCAGAUAUAUCUUUAUCUAUGGUGCAUUCUCCGUUAUACCGUCUCGAAUACAUUCCUGUAUAUUAUAUUAUAUUCGUUUCUUCAUCGCUAACUACUGCCUUCUCUUUUCUUUCCCAUCUGUUUUGCGCUCAUCAUUUUCAUCAUGAUGGUUCAUCAAUGUCAUAAGUAAGAAUGUUGCUAUUUAAAGGAGGCAGUAGGAUCGGAUCCCUUUCCAUUUCAUUUCACUUUUUUUUUUUAUUUUAUUUUUUUUUGGAGGCACAUAUAUUAUUCCCUACGAUUUCCCAUUUAUCAUUCUCCUACCUACCCUUCCUUGCAUCCGUUCCCUGGAUUCAAGUACACUAUUACUGAACAUUUCAUUAUGAUUCCUCUUUUCUUCUCUUUCUCACGGCUUAUUUUAUUUGGUUGUUUUUUUUUUUAUUCAUUUCAAUUUCAUUCAUCACCAUAUUCCUUUCUUCCCUCUCUUGUAUCAUACAUACAUAGCCUUAGGGCGCGCCGUAUUUCUAAUUAACUCUCUUAAUUCCGCGAUGCUCUUCCCCUCCCCCCUUCACGACACACAACUACUAUCCCAAAACAAAAGAAAACCGUCAAAACGAGGGGGAAAAGAAAAGAAAAGAAAAACCUAAAUAGAUUUCUUUCAUCUGCAAGUCUACAAAAUCACCUACGAUAUUUACAUCCCCUCCCAAGCGCCCUUCCCCCCGCCCCCCGAUCAACUCCACCUUGUUCUGUUAUUAUAUUUACAUAUCCGCGCAUAUAACGUCUAAUGCCAUCCAUAGCCCGCUAUCCAUCGCACAGCAGAAAAACCAGCAGAAGAAAAUAUGUAAAUAUGCAUGGGUGAGAGAUUUCGCUACAGAUGGGAAGAAUGCCAAUGAGCAUUAAUUAUUAUACCAAUUUCAAAAGCUAUGCGCAGUAGUUAGAAUUUUUGGAAUGUUUUAAACAAAACGAAUGUAAAGGAUAACACUAACGUAGAACUACAGAUAGAAAAAAUAGAAAAAUAGAAAAAAAUAAGCCAA
Messenger RNA from Blastomyces dermatitidis ER-3, 3115 nucleotides. RefSeq lists its product as uncharacterized. The record is from RefSeq and is a predicted model, not a curated record. The transcript has 2 exons. The coding region runs from base 699 to 1688 and encodes 329 amino acids. NCBI's taxonomy places the organism in Eukaryota, Fungi, Ascomycota, Eurotiomycetes, Onygenales, Ajellomycetaceae.